UUUGGAUUUUGGCCACGUCUUUUCGAACGAAACCCUAGGUGAUUGAGUAGUAAAAAUCUAGGUGCUUGUAAUUUGUAAAGCUUUUUUAUCUUAAUGAUUAUAUGGUGAAAUACAUAACAAGAUUUUUGUUAUGAUUAAUCAAUUAAUUAUUGAUACAGUAGAUGUUUAGAGCCCUUAAAAUGCCUGCCAAGAGACUAGAGUCAGCAACUUGUGGCCAAUUCCAUGAAGAAAACUAGUGAUUGGAUUCUCUCCCAUGAGAUCCCAAGUGAUGUUACAGUUCACAUUGGAGGUGCUUCUUUUUCAUUACACAAGUUUCCAUUGGUGUCAAAGUGUGGUUACAUAAGAAAAAUAUUAUCAAACCACAAAGAUUCUAAUAUUUUAGUAAUUGAAAUCCCUGAUGUCCCUGGAGGCCCUGAAGGAUUUGAACUUGCAGCAAAGUUUUGUUAUGGAAUAAAUUAUGAAUUUUCAACAAAAAACAUAUCCUUAGUGAGAUGUGUUUCGGAGUUUCUUGAAAUGACAGAAGAUUAUGCAAUUGGAAACCUUGUAAAGAGAUCCGAAGCCUAUUUAAAUGAAGUAGCACUUAAAACAUUAAGUGGUGCUAUUACCAUUUUGCAAUCAUCAAUAAAUUUGUUACCAAUGGCUGAAAAGGUGAAGUUAAUUACUCGGUGUAUUGAUACUAUUGCAUAUAUAGUGACCAAAGAAAGUGAGUUUUGCUUGGGUGAUUUGGCUUCCUCUUCAUCAAAUCUGAAAGCUAUAGUUGAUUGGAGGGCUGAAGAUUUAAUUGUUCUUAGAAUAGAUGUAUUUCAAAGGGUUCUUCUUGCAAUGAUAUCAAGGGGAUUUAAACAAUAUGCACUUGGUCCGAUUCUAAUGCUCUAUGCUCAGAAAUGUCUUCAAGGUUUGGAGGCUCUCGGAAAGGAGAAGAAAAAAAUCGACUCAAAACAAGAACACGAAAUGAGGAUAGUUCUAGAAACAAUAGUAAGCCUCCUACCAAGAGAAAGAAACACAAUUUCGGUCAGCUCUCUUUCAAUGUUACUUCGGGCAGCCAUAUACCUUGAAACAACAAUGGCAUGUAAGCUAGACUUAGAAAAACGAAUGGGCUUACAACUCGGGCAGGCAGUCUUGGAUGACAUACUAAUUCCAUCUUUUAAUUUUGAUGGUGACAUAUUGUUUGAUGUGGAUACUGUCCAAAGAAUCAUGAUGAAUUACCUUGAAUAUGAAUUAGAAUCUACAAAUAUCCAAGAAAAUGACAUGGAAAAAGUUGGAAAAUUAAUGGAAAGUUAUCUUGCUGAAAUAGCUUCUGAUAGGAAUUUAUCACUGUCCAAAUUUAUGGAUUUUGCUGAACAUGUUCCAGAACAAGCUAAGGUAUCAGAUGAUGGAAUUUAUAGAGCCAUUGAUAUUUACUUGAAGUCUCAUCCAACGUUAAGUGAUAUGGAAAGAAAGAAAGUUUGCAGCUUGAUGGACUGUGAAAAGCUUUCACGUGAAGCAUGUGCACAUGCUGCCCAAAAUGAUAGGCUUCCAGUGCAAACUGUGGUUCAGGUUCUUUUCUCUGAACAACAACGGUUAAGAGGCACCAUGGGUGGUGAUGGCCUAAUAACAGUUGAACCCACCACCAACAAGCCAUCAUCUCAUGAGCUUUCAUGGCUGAUAAAAGAAAACCAGGACCUGAAAUUUGAGCUUUUAAAUAUGAAAAUAAAGUUGAAAGAAGUGGAAAGAUGGACUAGUGAUCGCGAGAAAACUGGAGUCAGCAGCCCGGGUCGUGCUACUCGUUAUUCUGCUGAUAAGCCACUAUUUCCUCGGAAAUCGUUUUUAAAUUCUGUAUCGAAAAAGUUGGGGAAGGUUAUGCCGCUUCUACGUGUUGAUGGGGUUGUACCUAUGAGUACAAGAGGCAGGAAUAAACCAAGUAAAGACCGAAGACAUUCAAUGUCUUGAUUCGUUUGGCAAGGGGAUUCUCGAUUCCAUGCAUGCGUUUGAUAUAUUUGUGUGAUAUUUCUUUAAAGUUUGUGUGUAUCAUUAUAGUAUUUCUUUAAAGUUUGUGUGUAUCAUUAUAAUCAUAUUAGAUAUAUGCGAGUCAAAUUUGAUGAAUAAUAUGCAUAUUUUAAGUGUA
Lactuca sativa (garden lettuce) is the source of this 2104-nucleotide messenger RNA. Its product is annotated as BTB/POZ domain-containing protein SR1IP1. Gene Ontology annotation, molecular function: protein binding. The record is from RefSeq and is a predicted model, not a curated record. Lineage: Eukaryota; Viridiplantae; Streptophyta; Magnoliopsida; Asterales; Asteraceae.